UGUAGUUCGUACCGAAAACAUCGAGGCCGUUCAACAAACACCGUUCAACUUCCUUUCCACGACGAACAUUGCAACAUGCAAAAGAAACAGAAAGAACCCAUACAAUCAGUCCAAGUCUUCGGACGCAAAAAAAGCGCAACCGCGGUCGCUUACUGCAAACGAGGCCGUGGAAAUCUCCGGGUAAAUGGACGUCCCUUGGAAUUGGUUGAACCCCGAGUAUUGCAGUAUAAAUUACAAGAACCUAUUUUGUUACUCGGCAAAGAAAAGUUCUCUGGAGUUGAUAUUAGAGUAAGAGUAAAUGGUGGUGGUCAUGUAGCACAAAUUUAUGCUAUUCGCCAAGCUAUUUCGAAGGCCCUUGUGGCAUAUUAUCAAAAGUAUGUUGAUGAAGCAAGUAAAAAGGAAGUAAAAGAUAUUCUUAUUCAGUAUGACCGUACACUUUUAGUUGCCGAUCCAAGGCGGUGUGAACCAAAGAAAUUUGGUGGUCCAGGUGCAAGAGCACGAUACCAGAAAUCUUAUCGUUAACACCUGCAAAUUUCAUAUUAUACUGUAUUCAUAUAAUUGAAUAAAAAAAUGUAAAAAAAU
Bombus pyrosoma is the source of this 582-nucleotide messenger RNA. It is a transcript of the gene RpS16, whose product is annotated as 40S ribosomal protein S16. Gene Ontology annotation, biological process: translation; maturation of SSU-rRNA from tricistronic rRNA transcript (SSU-rRNA, 5.8S rRNA, LSU-rRNA). The transcript is spliced from 5 exons. Lineage: Eukaryota; Metazoa; Arthropoda; Insecta; Hymenoptera; Apidae. The record is from RefSeq and is a predicted model, not a curated record. Gene Ontology annotation, cellular component: cytosolic small ribosomal subunit; ribosome. The coding region runs from base 76 to 522 and encodes 148 amino acids. Gene Ontology annotation, molecular function: structural constituent of ribosome; RNA binding.